Dermacentor andersoni is the source of this 1436-nucleotide messenger RNA. RefSeq names its product proteasome inhibitor PI31 subunit-like. Gene Ontology annotation, molecular function: proteasome binding; endopeptidase inhibitor activity. NCBI's taxonomy places the organism in Eukaryota, Metazoa, Arthropoda, Arachnida, Ixodida, Ixodidae. Gene Ontology annotation, biological process: proteasome-mediated ubiquitin-dependent protein catabolic process. The record is from RefSeq and is a predicted model, not a curated record.
UAAUAUCAAUUGGCGAAGUAACAGUCAUUUGAAGCCCGAAAACGAAGUUUAGGCAAAUCCAUACAUUAAUCAUUACCAUGCUGGCUAAAACCACGAUCCUUGCAGCUCCCGUCGACACCAGUGACAGACUUCCCACUGGUAAUUUUUGUAGGAAAUUGUAUGUGCUACAACCCGGCCAUUUGUGGCGGCACCGCCGGACUCUGACAAGAGGUGCUUAGGUGCCCCUUGUCAUUCAUUGGCAGGUUCAUGGAAGAGCGCCUAUUGGCUAUCGUAAAAAAUUCUUGGCAGAAAUUUUCAUGGCUGCCCUGAGAAUAGACACUUUCCAAAAAAAGAAAACAAAAAAAGGAAGACAUGGCAUGAGGCAGACAUUGUCAUAGUUAAAUACAUAUGCACACACAUUUACUCGAUUUAUCAGAGCAGAAGGGUGUGCAUAGGCCUUGUGCACUGAUGCCGCAAGCCAUCUGCCAGUGGGAUGGUAAUGCCCAGCACUCUACUACAGAACUGCUACCUCCUGGUUGGAAUGAAAACCAAGGCUCGUACACCAUCCGAUACAUAUCUGCUCAAAAUAAUGAGCGAUAUUUGCUGAAGGCAGUCCGAGCAGACAACUCUCUUCUGAUUUGUGUCUUGAACAUUAAAGAGGAUAAAACAGCGUCAACUAGUCUGAAUGUUGGCAAGUACGUGUCUGAGGAAUACAAGGACUGCUCUCGGGCAUUCAAGGACUUGAAUGCUGUGGUUGAAAAGGUGAACCGAGAGGUGAUUAAUGUCCUUGAGCACAGUGAAAGUGAGAUUUCUGGUGUUCGUGGUGCUUCAUCAGCCACUUCCCAUGAAAGAGUUCUGCGCAUGCUCACAGGGCAGCCUAGCAUGGAGUGUCCUCGGGCACAAGAGCCAGCUCAACUGGGCCAGCGAGAUCUGGAUCCAUUCUUUGGGGGCCGCUCUGGUGGGGGGAUGAUCAUGGAUCCAAGGGAGCUUACACGGCCUCUACACCCCAACCCUGGAGCAACCAUUCCCGGCCUGCCGAGAGCAACAUUUCCUCCUGGGGCCCGGUUUGACCCAUUUGGACCUUCAUCUACUAAUGAUCCUGCAGGCUUCAGAUUUGCUGGGCCUAACCCGGACCAUGCUAUGAGGCCCCCAGACUAUGAUGACAUGUUUAGCUGAACUGGACAAGUCGACAUUUUGCCAUGGUCUUUGUCAGUGUGUGCGUGUGUGUGCAAAUACAGAGUGAAAAAAAAAAAAAAAGGAAGAUCAAGUGUGCUUCUUUUGUUAUAAGUGCAUGUACAGCAUUGCGGAUAGCCAGAAAAACGACAAGCUUGUCUUGUAUAUGCCUCUCGGAUGUUGUAAACUUUUUCUUAGCAAGAAAAAAGAACAUAUUUUGAUACAUUUUAUCUUGGAGUGUUUUGUUUCAUUAUUUGCUUUGAAUAAAAGUUUUGUCUCAGAAA